GUUGAACAUCCGAGCAGAACUCUCACUCUCUCUCUCUCAAAAGUGAUGGCAAUCAUAUCAGAGCUUCAAGAGUCCCAAGAGCAGCAGAAACCCUCUCCACCCUCUCCAGAACAUUCAGGAAGCUCCUCCUCCGUCCGAUCUUAUGACGACGUACUGAAGCCGAUCCUUGACCGUGAAAACCCUCUCGGCUUCCUCGAGAUCGCGAUCGAUUUCCUCCGCCGGAAAUCCGAUCUGUUCAAGGACCAGGCCGUCGAGGAGAAGCUCUUGGCCGCUGUCGCGGCUGCCAAGGCGAAGGACGCUGAGGAGCGUAAGAAGAAGGCUGCCGCCGAAGAGAGGCGGCGUUCGGAGGACGGCAGGAAGGCGGAGAAACGGCUGAAAGAGGCGGAGGCGACUGCGGCGUCGACGGUUCCGAAAGAAAAGAAAGAGGAGGUUCCGAAGAAGAUCGCCGAAGUGUUGCCGAAGGAUAUUCAAACGGAGAAAGCUGCAACAGCAGAGGAAAACGGAAAGGAGAAAGUUAAUAACCCGAACUCGGGAAAUGGCCUGGAUCUAGAAAAGUAUUCCUGGAUUCAAACAUUGCAAGAGGCUACUGUUACCAUUCCAAUUCCUGAGGGAACUAAGUCAAGGUUUAUCAAUUGCGAAAUAAAGAAAAACCAUCUGAAGGUUGGAUUGAAGGGUCAUCCUCCUGUUAUUGAUGGGGAGCUUCAUGCAUCUGUUAAAGUGGAUGACUGCUUUUGGAGUAUAGAGGAUGGGAAGUUCAUUUCUAUUCUUUUGACCAAGCAAAAUCAAAUGGAGUGGUGGAAAUCCUUGAUUAAAGGUGACCCUGAAGUCGAUACACAGAAAGUUGAGCCUGAAAACAGCAAACUGUCUGACUUGGAUCCUGAAACUCGGCAGACAGUAGAAAAAAUGAUGUUUGAUCAGCGACAGAAAUCAAUGGGUCUGCCUACUAGUGAUGAGAUGCAGAAGCAAGAGAUUCUCAAGAAAUUCAUGGCUGAGCAUCCGGAGAUGGAUUUCUCAAGGGCUAAGAUUGCAUAGGUUAUGGCACUCAUGCUUCUCUCAUCUCUAGUGGUAUGGAUGGAGGGAUGGAAUGAAAGCUUUGGAAUUUGUCGAGUCCUUUGUUAUGCUUUUUCUUGGCUAGACCCUUUUCUCUUGAUUUUUCUUUUCCAUUUACUGCAUGUAAUUACAACAAACUUGAAUUAUAUAUUUAGGUUAGAGAAAUUUUGAGCU
This is a messenger RNA of Magnolia sinica, 1224 nucleotides long. Its product is annotated as protein BOBBER 1-like. Gene Ontology annotation, cellular component: cytoplasm. Lineage: Eukaryota; Viridiplantae; Streptophyta; Magnoliopsida; Magnoliales; Magnoliaceae. The transcript has 6 exons. Bases 46 to 1032 code for a protein of 328 amino acids. Gene Ontology annotation, biological process: protein folding. The record is from RefSeq and is a predicted model, not a curated record.